AUGCCAAAAAUCAAAUCUGGCAAAAGAGAGAACGUUUCUAUCAUUGCUCACCAUCCACUUCCAAUUCUUCCGGCGCUCACAUCCGAGACUACAACUACAAUGACGACCACGACAACAUCCAUUUUCACGGUCACUCCAGAACAACAGGCAACUAUUGACCAAACGGUCAGCAUCAGUCAAGAAACCAUGUCUGAACACGACUUAAAAAUGCUACGCGAUCCUCCACAAUUGAACUUUCAUUCAAAUGAAUUUAUGCCAUCUUCUCUUACUCAGCAUCCGAUGUCUAUGCCAGAAGAUUUAUCCAUGUAUUAUGAUACAUUGGCUGCAUCUCUCUCUUCACUUUCAUCUUCAAAUGAAUUUAGUUCCGACUACAAUAAUUUCGCUAAUGGACUUGUAAUUACCAGCACAACCAACAAUGACCUUCAAGACUUUACUUUUGAGACUCUUACUCCUUCUAUUUCACCUAAUUAUGCGAUUAGUGAAGAUGCUGGGUAA
Molecule: messenger RNA, 495 nt
Organism: Ambispora leptoticha
Lineage: Eukaryota; Fungi; Glomeromycota; Glomeromycetes; Archaeosporales; Ambisporaceae
Source: the annotation of a GenBank genome assembly